GCCGCUAUGAAGAUCGUCGAAAUGGGAAAAUUAUUGACUGCUCCAAGACAAUUUGGAUUCUCGCCACAAAUAAACUGGAUGACAGUAUUCAUGGAUUCUGCAAUGCUAACGAAAAGACUCUUUUCUACUCGGAAGACCAAGAUGCUCAGGAUAAGGUGGUAGAGAAGUUGUGUCGUCAGCUACGCAAGGAGUUUACUGGACAUUUCGGAGCUCCUUUGAGUGGUCGAAUUACCGAAAUCAUCCCCUUCCUCGUCUUUUCGCCACAGGAGGCAGCUGUCAUUGCUCAUAGAACAUUGAUGGAUUUAGAGAACGAAAUUGCUCGACAUGUGCGUCUAGCUCUAAACAAGGAAGAGGACGUCUAUGUCGGAAACAUCAGCAUCCGUAUCAAGAAUGAUGCAACAGUAUGCUCCGCCAUCACCCGUGACGAAUACGACAAGAAGACCGGCGCCCGUAGCAUCAAUCUAGCCGUGGAGCGCAUGGUCCAGGAUCCGCUCGUUAGCCAAUACUUGAAAGAUGGUGACGAGUUUGAUGAAAACCAGCCUAUUACUUCGUUCGUCGUUGAUGUCGAUGUUGAUGGGGAGAUUGAAGUGAGACUGGUUUCAUGAGGAGGAGUAGAGAAGGAAGGCACUAAAAGGGAGAGUCACCGAAUGGACCAUAUCUGUCUAUAGAGCAGCAUCUAGAAUAUUAGUACGGGGGUUUAAAGUGUCGCCCUGAGUACUGAGCGCUUUUUUGAUAGAGACUUACAUUAGGUACCUA
Daldinia decipiens is the source of this 756-nucleotide messenger RNA. RefSeq lists its product as uncharacterized. The coding region runs from base 297 to 605 and encodes 102 amino acids. The transcript has a single exon. The record is from RefSeq and is a predicted model, not a curated record. Lineage: Eukaryota; Fungi; Ascomycota; Sordariomycetes; Xylariales; Hypoxylaceae.